CUUUCUCUCUCAUUUUCCUUAAAAACCACUCAACAUUAAACCUUCUUGUGCCUUCAAACAAAAAACACGUUAUAAAUUUAUAAUCUCAUAUCUCUUUCAACACAAUCUGAUAUUCAGCCAGAUUAACAUAACAUUGAUAAUCUACUGUCAUGGGAUCUGGAUGGUUGCUCCGCUCUAUUACCUGUCUAAACGGACCAAAGAAGAACAAACCAAAUCGAGGCAACGUACCUUCUGAAACAUCAAACCGUAUCAAACCGGUUGGAUCAAGCACUGCUUCCACCAGGCUCACCACAGAAGUCGCUGUUAUUCGCAUUCAAAAGGCUUUUCGAGCAUUCAAGGCGAGGAAAAGACUAUGCAGUUUGAUGAGCGCGAGGAGAUUUAACUCGCUGAUACAAGGCAAUAAACUGAGUAACCAGACUUCAACUGCACUCAAUGUGAUGCAUACCUGGUGCGAUAUACAGAGCCAGAUCAGAGAAAGACGUUUGUAUAUGGUGACACAAGGUAGACUCCAGAACAAAAGACUGGAGAAGCGGUUGAAGCUGGAGAUCAAGCUUCAAGAGCUAGAAGUUGAAUGGUGAAACAAUGGAGGAGAUUCUAGCAAAGAUCCAACAGAAAGAAGAAGCUACAGUGAAACGUGAACGAGCAAUGGCUUAUGCUUUCUCUCAUCAGUGGAGGGCUAAUGCUACACAGUAUCUAGGUCAAGCUUCUUUUAACCUAGGUAAAGAAAGCUGGGGAUGGAGUUGGAAAGAACGGUGGAUUGCAGCUCGACCUUGGGAGAUUAGGGCUCAAUGCCACGUGACUAAACCGAUCAAACCAGCUAAAAAACCGGAAAAAUUAUCACCCAAUGUGUCAAAGACCUCUACUAAACCGGGUUUGCCAAACACCAAGGAAGUCAAAAAUUCCAAAAAGCCUGGUUCCGAAUGAGUUUGAUUAAGCCGUUUUAUGUUUUUUUACAUAUAAAAAUUGUCUGGUUUGAUUUCUUAAUGCUUUGCUUUUCUAUAAAAUUGGUGGUUUAAUUUCUUUUUGUAUACACAAAACAAAACUCUUUUCCUAGUAUUUUUUUAUUAAACCAAGUUCUUUACAUUUUAGUCUAAUUUGGGCCUACUGUAUUGGGCUUCAACGUUGUGAAAACGGCGACGUAUCGUACGGAUGCCAAAUUGUGGAAAAAUGUCAUUCAGGUCUUCUUCUCUCUCUCUCUCUCUCUCUCUGUCGCUAAACAUUUUAAGAUCGCUUAGCUGGUUCGUUCGUGCAUCUGAUUUGGUGCUGUCUUAAUUUUUCUUCCAAGAGUUGAGAAGAAGGAGAAGAAAAAAAAACGACCUAAUCAUAUUUGUUCACGUGAAAGGUUUUGAAUUUAUUGUGGUUAUGAUUGAGAGAGAGUUCAUUUGAGUAAAUCGAUAUUUGAUUGAAAACGACCCCUUUUUAUUUUCUACCCAGAAAUUGAAAAGUUCGAAACUUUUUUUUGUUUUUAACAUGGAUCGAUCUAAUUCCAAAACUCUAAACUUUAAUGUUUCAGGUCUUUUAAAAAUCUAAUCUUUCUUUGGUGGGUGAGGUGAAGAGAUUUGUGGAAUCAACCCGAUUUUGUUCUGAUUCGCAGAUCUCAAAUAGUUUUAUAAGAAAAUGAACAGAAACACAAGAAUCGAUAUCCCUUCACCAUCUUUAGCCACCGUCUCCGCCUCUGCAGACGGUGAGUUUAAUGAAGACGACAUCUUCGCAAUCGACAUAUCUCACGCGCCUCCUCGUCAUUCUCCCGUGUCGUCUCCGUCGCAGCAUCAUCAUCAUCAUCAUCAUCAUCCUGCUCGUCAGCUUCAGAGGAGCAAGAGCGGUUUGAAAAACGUUGAAGCUUCUGGUAUCCUUGCCGCUCUUCCUGAAUCCUCUGGAAACAGCAGUUACUUGAGUCAUGUCUUUCACCACAAGCCUGCGGCUGUUCUCUCUACUUCUGUCUCCUCCACUGUUUCUCCAUCGUCUUCUUCAGGUGGUGGUGGUGCAUCUGCUGCUUCUUCGUCUUCAUCUCGAGCUAUCCCAUCCGCGCCUAAACCUCCUCAAGAGAGGCUUCCGUUUUCAGCUUCUUUUAUAGGUGGUGGUGGGAAGUAUCCUCAGUCAGCUCCUGUUCAAGUGCCGUUAAUGUCUUCCGCUAUGAUGAAUCGCCAUAAGAAGGAGUUUAAGCUGACUGAUGUGGUGGAUGAUGAUGAGGAGGAGGAAGAAGAAGGCGAAAUGCUUCCGCCUCACGAGAUUGUAGCUCGAUCUUUGGCUCAGUCUUCGUUGUUAUCUUGCUCGGUGCUUGAAGGAGCAGGAAGGACACUUAAAGGGAGAGAUCUCAGGCAGGUAAGGAAUGCUGUUUUCAGAAGAACCGGUUUCAUAGAUUGAGUUUUCUUUUUUCUUUCUUUUCAAUUCAGAAAGACCAUUCUUUAAUUUGUUAUCCCAAUUGAUGAACUUCUUUAUCCCCUUAUUUGGCCACUGAAACUUGUCAAUGUGUAUUGUUCAUAUAUGUUGUCUACAUUAGACGAUUUGUUACUUCAUAUCAAAGAGAUUGAUGUGAUUGCACAUGUUUAUAGUUGCUUUCAUGCUUCA
Messenger RNA from Camelina sativa (false flax), 2568 nucleotides. Lineage: Eukaryota; Viridiplantae; Streptophyta; Magnoliopsida; Brassicales; Brassicaceae. The record is from RefSeq and is a predicted model, not a curated record.